GUAAUAGUAAUCACUAAUUCACGAGAAACUCAAUCAUCUUUUUUCUUCUUCGCCGUUUUUUACUGAAAAAUCGGCCAGAUAUUUUUUACCCCUUAACUAAUUCACCCUAUUCACCCUCACUAACGCCGACAUUUUUUACCCUAAGCCAAUCCACGGCCCUUACUCAAAAAAAACAUUCACCCUAGCCGGCGCCACCACUACUCCCUGUCGGCGCCACCACUACCACCGCACACACACAAUCACCACCGCCAUUUUCGCGCAAAUCUACAGAAUUAUGGACGGUUCGUCGGAGAAGCUUCCAAUAGAAGGAGAGCGCAACGUUUUAGUGACUAGUGCUCUCCCAUAUGUCAAUAAUGUGCCACAUCUAGGGAACAUAAUAGGAUCAGUGCUGAGCGCCGAUGUAUUCGCGAGAUUUUGUCGACUGAGGGGCCAUAACGUGUUGUUCGUUAGUGGGACGGACGAGUAUGGCACGACCACUGAGGUCCGGGCAGCCAUGGAGAAUGUCUCACCCAGGGAAAUCUGUGACAAAUACCAUCCCCUUCACAGGGCUAUUUACGAGUGGUUUGACAUUAGCUUUGAUCAAUUCGGCCGUACUUCUACACCAGAACACACUGUCGUUUGUCACGAGGUUUUCAAUUCACUGUUUCGCAACAACCUCUUGACGGAGCAGACAAUUGAACAGUUGUAUUGUGAGGAUUGCUUAAAGUUCUUGGCGGAUAGUCUUGUUGAAGGCAACUGCCCUCACUGUCAUGCGUCCUGUAAAGGCGAUCAAUGUGAGACCUGUAGUGCGUUUUUGAAUGCUCGUGAUUUAUUAAACCCUAUCUGCAAGAUUUGUCAGAGUUCGACCCCAGCACUUCGCACCACAGACCAUUUGUUUCUACAACUAGCUUCUGUGCAGAGGGACGUGCAUGCCCUCUCUGAAAGAAUUGCGUUUUCUAAUCAACUAGCAGUGACCACAACAAAAAAUCUUGUCAAUUUGGAAAACAAACUCCCACCAAAGUGCAUUACCCGUGAUCUGAAAUGGGGGGUUCCUGUUCCCGUUGAAAAAUUCAAAGAGAAGGUGAUGUAUGUUUGGUUCGAUGCUCCCCUCGGUUAUAUUUCCAUCACAAAGUGUCAUACAUCCAAGUGGGAGCUGUGGUGGAAAAAUCCAAAGAAUGUCGAGCUACACCUUUUCAUGGGGAAAGACAAUGUUCCUUUUCAUUCGGUUCAUUUCCCUUCGUAUUUGACUGGCACUGGGGAAAAUUGGACCCUUCCUCAUUCAAUACAUGCUACUCACUUUCUCUUAUAUGGAGCAGGAAAGUUUUCCAAGAGCAAGGGUAUUGGUGUUUUUGGUGAUGAAGCGAAAAACACAAAUAUACCUGUGGAAGUAUGGAGAUACUAUUUGAUUAGUGUUAGACCGGAGGCAUCUGAUUCAAGAUUUUCUUGGGAGGACUUACAAGCAAAACUUAACAGCGAGCUUGCUGAUAAUUUGGGUAACUUCAUGAAUCGUGUGCUCACCUUUGUUGCUAAGCCCCCUGAGAAAGGAUAUGACUCUACUAUCCCUGAUGUCUCUGAUGUGGUGCUGAGUGAGACAGACAUUGACUUUGGUCAUUUGCUUAAAAACCAUGUGCAAGAGUAUGUCAAGGCUUUGGAGAAGGGUAAGUUGAAGGAUGGUCUAAAGGCUGCGAUGGCUAUUGCUAGUGAGGGGAAUCGACAUUUCCAGAGAACUAAAGUCUGGAAACUUUUUGUUGAAGAUAGAUCAAGGUGUUCUUUUGUUGUCAAAACUUUAGUUGGAGCUGUCUGCAUUCUUGCAUGCCUGCUUCAACCAUAUAUGCCAUCAUUUACCAGAGGUACACGCGUAUUGAAGCAGCUUAAGCUGGAAGUUAACGAGUUUACACUCCAUGAUGAAGAUAUUGAAAGGGCUCAAAAGCCUUGGGAAAUCGUUCCUGCUGGACAUAAAAUAGGGAAGCCAAGUCCUUUGUUCAGGAAAUUGAGCGAUAAUGAUGUCAAAGAACUGGAGAGACGAUUUUGUGGCAACCAGACGGACCGGCAUGAGGAUGUGGUUCUACUCAACAAAAGCAAGUUAAAGGUUGGUGUUGCAUAAUGGGACUGUACCAAACGUCCGAACUGUUAACUUCCCCGCAACGUUACUUUUAUCUAACUGGAGGAAUUCUGAAAAACUCUCCUAGAUUUACAAAAGUUGAGCAUCAAGAUGUAAAGGGGUAAAUAUUUUGCUGAGAUAGUUUUGACUAAAUAUUCAUGGUUGGUGAUGUAUAUAAAUAGCUUCGGAUUGACGGUUUAAUAGUUAUUGAUUUGUUAUGUUAUAUAAACGGACUAGUGAGACCACAUUUAGGUUA
Messenger RNA from Spinacia oleracea (spinach), 2336 nucleotides. Its product is annotated as methionine--tRNA ligase, cytoplasmic. Gene Ontology annotation, cellular component: aminoacyl-tRNA synthetase multienzyme complex; cytosol. Gene Ontology annotation, biological process: methionyl-tRNA aminoacylation. Bases 275 to 2083 code for a protein of 602 amino acids. The transcript is spliced from 12 exons. NCBI's taxonomy places the organism in Eukaryota, Viridiplantae, Streptophyta, Magnoliopsida, Caryophyllales, Amaranthaceae. Gene Ontology annotation, molecular function: methionine-tRNA ligase activity; ATP binding. The record is from RefSeq and is a predicted model, not a curated record.